Molecule: messenger RNA, 600 nt
Organism: Candidula unifasciata
Lineage: Eukaryota; Metazoa; Mollusca; Gastropoda; Stylommatophora; Geomitridae
Source: the annotation of a GenBank genome assembly
GACCCCAAAUCUAUGGGCCCUGAUAAAGACAGAAACAUCACUAUUCAAGGGCGUACCUACACAUUUAGUCUGGGCAUCGAUGGUAUAGCUUUAUCACCCACCUUGAACUAUGUCUACUACUCCUCUGUUGGUUCGAAACAACUGUGGCAGAUUCCGACAUGGGUACUUCGGGAUAAAGACUCGGACUUUUCCGGCAAUGUCCGUCUCGUUGGAAGCAAGAAAUCCAAUGCUGAUGGCAUUAUGUUUGGACACAGGGGCUUGUACUACGGGGCGCUUGGGCUCAAUGCUGUUUUUAAGUGGGACAUAGAAAUGGACAUCUUGUCCCAAGGUGUUUCUGAAGGGGAAGUUACCCUUGUCACUGACACGCCAGUGGCACAGAAUUGGGAAUCCAUGCAGUGGCCAGAUGGUUUUGCGUUUGGUAAUCCAGAUAUUGAAAAUCUAUAUUUCAUUACCAACCGAGCACACCUAUAUCAUGCUGGGAUAUUGGACUUCUCUGGUGGUCAAGGACCCAAUUUUAGAAUAUUUCGACUUCCUGUGAAUGAUUCCAGUUAUUUAACUAGCCCACAGCAUCACUUUCCACAUAUAGGUAUAAUAGGUUAA